Paramecium pentaurelia is the source of this 254-nucleotide messenger RNA. NCBI's taxonomy places the organism in Eukaryota, Ciliophora, Oligohymenophorea, Peniculida, Parameciidae. The record is from the annotation of a GenBank genome assembly.
UAAUGAGUGAAUUUUAGAAAAUAGAUGAAGAUGAUUAUUUUCGAUUGAAUGACAUUUUUUGUAUAUGGUUAAUGAAAAAAUAAAAUACUCAUUUUGAGGAUCUCUCUUACAAAGAUGCAAAGAAAAAAUUUAAAAAAUUUUGUAAAAGGUAUAACAACCAAAAGCUUGAUCCCUUAUAUUACGAGCAUGAUAAAUUAAUAGAAAAAUAUCAAUCAGAUAUCCAAUCGAAACACAAAUGGAAUUUUAAAUGAGUU